UCGUUCUAGAAUCCAUAAAUCAUUCAUUCAAUUUGUCAUUUCGCCUUUUGGAUUUAUCGGUGGUCACGCGGAAUACUUAAAGAAAUUUUCUAAUAAUUUUAACUUGAAAGUACUUUAAAAAUGGCUUUACACGUACCGAAAGCGCCGGGUGUGCCGCAAAUGUUAAAAGAUGGUGCCCGGAUGUUCUCAGGUUUGGAGGAAGCGGUAUAUCGCAACAUAAAUGCAUGCAAACAAUUUGCACAAAGUGUAAGGUCUGCAUAUGGUCCUAAUGGUAUGAACAAGAUGAUUAUCAAUCACAUAGACAAACAAUUUGUGACCAGUGAUGCAGGCACCAUCAUCAGGGAACUUGAUAUUGAACACCCAGCUGCAAAACUGAUGGUGCUGGCCAGUCAAAUGCAAGAUGCAGAAGUUGGUGAUGGCACAAACUUCGUAAUUGUAUUGUCUGGUGCACUCUUAGAAUCUGCCGAAGAGCUUCUUCGUUUAGGUGUAACCACCAGUGAAAUUGCCGAUGGAUAUGAGAGAGCUCUUGAUAAGUGCAUUGAAAUCCUCCCAAGCCUUAUUUGUCAUGAAAUAAAGGACUUCAAAAAUGUUGAUGAAGUAACCAAGGCUAUCAUACCUUCCAUUAUGUCUAAACAGUAUGGAUAUGAAGAUUUUAUCUCAAAACUUGUUGCUAAAGCUAGUGUGGCUAUCUUACCUGAAAAAACAACAUUCAAUGUUGACAAUGUCAGAAUAUGCAAAAUUCUUGGAGCAGGAUUGCUUCAAUCCAGUGUUCUCUCUGGAAUGGUGUUCAAGCGUGAAAUUGAAGGAGAUGUCACUUCAGCAACAAAUUGUAAAGUUGCUGUGUACUCCUGCCCUAUUGACAUCACUCAGACUGAGACAAAGGGCACAGUUCUCAUUAAAACUGCAGAUGAAUUGCUAAACUUCAGCCGUGGAGAAGAAUCACUCUUGGAAUCCCAAAUUAAGGCAAUCUCAGAUGCUGGUGUGAAGGUUAUUGUGGCAGGAGCCAAGUUUGGCGAUAUGGCCUUACACUUCCUGAACAAAUAUAACAUUAUGGCUGUCCGUCUGAAUUCCAAGUUUGAUUUACGACGAUUGGCUAAAACUGUGAAUGCUACUGUCCUCCCUCGAUUAACUACACCUACAAGUGAAGAGCUAGGUUAUUGCGAUUUUGUCGGUGUUGAAGAAGUAGGCGAUACGCGAGUCGUUAUAUUCCGUAUGGACAGCUCAGAGUCUAGAAUGUCUACUAUUAUUGUCAGAGGUGCCACUGAUAACUUCAUGGAUGAUAUUGAGAGAGCAAUUGAUGAUGGAGUAAACACUUUCAAAGGAAUCACAAGAGAUGGAAGAUUUGUACCAGGUGCUGGAGCCACUGAAAUUCAAUUAGCAGAGCAGCUCCUACAAUAUGCCGACACGCUCCCUGGGUUAGAGCAGUAUGCCGUUAGAAAAUUCGCUAUCGCUCUUGAGAGCAUCCCCCGCGCCUUAGCAGAAAACUCGGGUGCCAACGCCACAGAAGUUGUUAACAACAUUUAUAAAGCACACAAAGAUGGAAACAAGAAUGAUGGCUUUGACAUUGAUUCUGAAAAUAACGGUGUUUGUGAUGCCAAAGAAAAAGGAAUUUUGGACUUAUACCUAUUGAAGCACUGGGGCCUUAAAUAUGCAGUAGGUGCUGCUACAACUAUUUUAAAGGUAGACCAGAUCAUUAUGGCCAAGAGGGCGGGCGGCCCGAAACCUAGGAGUGGUCCAGCCGAUAAUGAUGAAGAUUAAAAAUGAAAUAAAAUAGAUAAUAAUAUACAUUCACAAAUAACUUUUAACUUAUAUUGAUUUGAAUGUGCAUAUAACAUUUAUUUCUUGGUGGAAUAUACCAAUUUAGUUGUAAUCUGUCACUAAAAGUUUCAUCAAAUUGUUUUGUUAAUGCUUAAGCUUCUGAAUUAAUAUUUACAACUUCAAGUAUUAAUGCGAAGAUUUACUUUCGUUUUUACAAGGGCAACUGAAAUAAGGUGCCUUUUUGAAAUAAUAAAUAUAAUGACACUAAA
Manduca sexta (tobacco hornworm) is the source of this 2027-nucleotide messenger RNA. RefSeq names its product T-complex protein 1 subunit theta (gene CCT8). NCBI's taxonomy places the organism in Eukaryota, Metazoa, Arthropoda, Insecta, Lepidoptera, Sphingidae. Gene Ontology annotation, cellular component: chaperonin-containing T-complex. Gene Ontology annotation, molecular function: ATP binding; ATP-dependent protein folding chaperone; ATP hydrolysis activity. The coding region runs from base 121 to 1758 and encodes 545 amino acids. The transcript has 6 exons. Gene Ontology annotation, biological process: protein folding. The record is from RefSeq and is a predicted model, not a curated record.